GACAUCAGUUGCCGUCUAGCAGCUCUUCAAGCAUAUUAACAAUGCGCUUUAUCGCAAUUGCAGCUCUUAUUGCUUCUAGCGUUCUACUUGCCGAAGCAACAACAAUUCGCGAUAAACGCCAAUCCUGUGGCUGUGCUCCAAGAGUUCAACCAAGUUGCUCUUGCCAACGAACCACCUAUACUCAACCACAACAGUACAGUUGUUCCUGUCAGAACACUGCUCCAGUCCAGAAAUCCUGUUCAUGUGCCCAACCAGUUCAGCAACAAACCUACCAAAUUCAAGCUUCUCAAUGUGCCCCAGCUUGUCAGCAGUCUUGCCAGAACCAAUGUCAAUCUGCUCCAUCUGUUAGUCAAUGUCAAUCUACAUGCCAACAAAGCUGUCAGACUUCUUCCUGUUAUACUCCAACUACUCCAGCUCCAGUUCAAUGUCAACCAUCCUGCAUGCCAGCCUGUGAACAAUCCUGUGUUGUCCAGACUCCAGCUCCAGUUCAAUGCGUGCCACAAUGCCAACAACAGUGCCAACAGCAAUGUGUUCAAACUCAACCAAUUCAACAAUGUCAGCCACAAUGUCAGCAACAAUGUGUUCAACAAUGUGCUCCAACCACUACUGCCGCUCCACAAAUAAUCAAGAUUAACAUGGAAAUCUCUGCUCAGUGUGUUCCUCAAUGCCAGCAAUCAUGCCAACAACAAUGUGUUCAACAACAAGUUCCAGCCCAACAGUGCAAUCAGCAAUGCACCCAGCAAUGCCAGACCACCUGCCAGCAAGCAGUUCCACAAUGCCAACAACAGUGUGCUCCACAAUGCCAACAACCAUCAGCUCCACAGUGCCAGCAGUGCCAGAAUACCUGCCAACAAGCUGCUCCAGUUUGUCAGCAACAGUGUGCUCCACAAUGUCAACAGCAAUCUGCACCAGCUUGCCAACAAUGUCAGACUUCGUGCCAACAAACUCAACAGUGCCAACAACAAUGUACUCCACAGUGCCAGCAACCAUCUGCUCCACAAUGCCAGCAAUGCCAAUCUGCAUGCCAAGCUCCAGUUGCCACUACUGCUGCUCCACAAGUUGUCACAAUCAUUCUGGAAGCUUCAGUCUCCCAAUCUGCACAAUGUGAACCACAAUGCCAGCAAUCAUGCCAACAGCAAUGCGUUCAGCAGCAACAACCAAUGCAACAAUGUGCUCCAGCUUGCACCCAAUCUUGCUCUCAAUCCUGUUCUGCUGCUCAACCAGCCCAGAUGCCAUGCCAGACACAAUCAGUCAACUCCUGCUCGUGCCAGCAAAACUAUUCUCCAUGUGGAAAUGGACAGUGUUGCAAGAGAAAGUAGACAUCGAAUGCGUAACUUUGACAUCAGUUCUCUGUAUAUAUGACACAAUUUUUUUUCUUUUUUUUCACAAUAACAUUGCUUGAAAU
Messenger RNA from Caenorhabditis elegans, 1405 nucleotides. RefSeq names its product Activated in Blocked Unfolded protein response (gene abu-1). NCBI's taxonomy places the organism in Eukaryota, Metazoa, Nematoda, Chromadorea, Rhabditida, Rhabditidae. Bases 42 to 1319 code for a protein of 425 amino acids. The transcript is spliced from 2 exons. The record is from RefSeq and is marked reviewed.